ACAUGUCUAUACCUGUGGAAGACAUAUCACGUAGCAGCAUUCAAAGUGAGAGUCCGCCGCCUUUGUCCUCCACCCACCUAAGACAGCUAGAAAUGCAUACACGUGUGUUUUGGACCACUAUGGCUUGACGGGUCACCAUGAAAACGACACGGCAACGCCCAGUAAAGCGGAGGCGUACAGGAAUUGUUGAGUUUGAAGAAGCGGAAGAAGCUUAUCCACCCCAUGAGCACUGCUGUACCGAGGCCAAACUAGAGUUUAUAUUCACGUGGCUUAAAGGGAUUCCCCUCAGUCGUCACAUCACUAAGCAAUUCCGCGAGGGGAAAAUGCCGUGCGACAAAGAUCAGGUUCCCCAUGCUGGUAUGCCAGAGCUACAUAAUUCAGUAAAACGUACAUUCGAUGAUGUUGAUGUUACUGAGCCCAGCUCCGUCAUAGACUCAGGGGCGGGAAAGUCGAGGCCAGCGACAUCCAUAUUCGAGUUUUAUGCCCUUAUGUCUGGAGCAACUGAUUCCACCAAGAGUUCUGCACGUAGCCCAGACUACUCUGAACUUGUUCUUUUCCGCAACAAUAUUUGUUAUGCACCGUCCGAUCAGAAGCUACCCCCAGCAGUCCAGGAGACAUGGGAUCUCAUUGAAAGGAAAUUGGGGACCGAAGUAGAAACGAUGGACGCUGAUGACUGGCGGUAUGUCCGAAAACUGCAACGGUGCGGUCCCGAGGUAUCAAACGCCAUGGCGCUGCUCAUCGAAACCGUGUUCCCGAAACGACCGAGAGAGGGAGCGCUUAUGAGGUGGGAAGCCGCGCCGUUCCGCGCCGACUUGGUCCCCACGAAAGACGGCAUCCGCAGAGUAUCGAUUCCACAACCGGAUAUGACCUAUGGAUAUGCCGACCUGUACGCCUUUUCCGAGCCUCAGAGAACCACGCACGAGCAGGUGGGCCCCAUCGACACCAGCGGGAACGUAUCGUACCCCUUCUUCAUUGCCGAGUUCAAAGUCAACGGGCCCUUGUGGCAAGCAUCCAACCAGUGUCUGGGGGCCGCGGCAACCACGAUCGCAUAUACCGAGCAGCUAAAUGUGCUGCUUGAAGAAAACGGCAAGGCGAAAGUUCAGACAACUGUACUUACUAUGGCGGCAAACAUCUACGAGGCGGUUUUGUACGUCAGCUGGAAAGAGGGUGACCAGUACUUGACGAAAAAGGCUAAGAACUUUUGCCUGCGACGUGAGAGUGAGGUUAUGCUGCUGAAGAAGUAUGCGAGUAGCAUUGUAGGCUGGGGGGAGAACGAGAGGUUGGAGGAGAUUAGAGGUGGUUUGGAUGCUUUAGCUAAGUUAUAAUACCACCAUCCCAAUCAAAAUUAUUCUGGUGUAUCGUCUAUACUGCUGUACUUGCAUCUACGGAGCUAUUGGCAUUCUUCGCCCGUCUUACUAGGAAUAGGGGGGAGCGUUAGUCAAGAUAAG
Hypoxylon fragiforme is the source of this 1448-nucleotide messenger RNA. RefSeq lists its product as uncharacterized. The record is from RefSeq and is a predicted model, not a curated record. Lineage: Eukaryota; Fungi; Ascomycota; Sordariomycetes; Xylariales; Hypoxylaceae. Bases 138 to 1325 code for a protein of 395 amino acids. The transcript has 2 exons.